Hippocampus comes (tiger tail seahorse) is the source of this 4664-nucleotide messenger RNA. RefSeq names its product glutamate receptor, ionotropic, N-methyl D-aspartate 2D, a (gene grin2da). Gene Ontology annotation, cellular component: membrane. The record is from RefSeq and is a predicted model, not a curated record. Gene Ontology annotation, molecular function: ligand-gated monoatomic ion channel activity. The transcript has 9 exons. Lineage: Eukaryota; Metazoa; Chordata; Actinopteri; Syngnathiformes; Syngnathidae. The coding region runs from base 84 to 4061 and encodes 1325 amino acids.
UGAGCACAUUGCUGAAAGGUGUGUCCGAAAGCAAACCUGUUGUUGUUGUUGCUGCAGAGCCCUACAGCCCAGCCGUGUGGGUGAUGAUGUUCGUCAUGUGUCUAUCGGUGGUGGCCGUCACCGUUUUCAUCUUUGAGUUCUUCAGCCCAGUCGGUUACAACCGCAGCCUGCAGAGCGCCAAAAAGUCGGGCGGCUCAAAGUUCACCAUCGGCAAGUCGGUUUGGCUCCUGUGGGCGCUGGUCUUCAACAACUCGGUGCCUGUAGAGAACCCGCGAGGAACCACCAGCAAGAUCAUGGUCCUGGUGUGGGCCUUCUUCGCUGUCAUCUUCUUGGCGUCCUACACCGCCAACCUGGCCGCCUUCAUGAUCCAGGAGGAGUACAUCGACACUGUGUCGGGACUCUCUGACAAGAAGUUCCAGCAGCCCACUGAGCAGUACCCGCCCCUGCGCUUCGGCACGGUGCCCAACGGCAGCACGGAGGAAAACAUCCGCUCCAACUAUCCCAACAUGCACCAGUACAUGAUCCGCAACAACCAGAAGGGCGUGGAGGAGGCCAUCGACAACCUGAAGACAGGUAAACUGGAUGCUUUCAUCUACGACGCUGCUGUGCUCAACUACAUGGCCAGGAAGGAUGAAGGCUGCAAGGUCAUGACCAUCGGCUCCGGCAAAGUGUUCGCCACCACCGGCUACGGCAUCGCUCUGCACAAGAACUCCCGCUGGAAGAGACCGCUGGACCUGGCGCUGCUGCAGCUCGUGGGAGACGAUGAGAUCGACAUGUUGGAGCGUCUUUGGCUGUCGGGAAUCUGCCACAACGACAAGAUUGAGGUGAUGAGCAGCAAGCUGGACAUCGACAACAUGGCGGGCGUCUUCUACAUGCUGCUGGUGGCCAUGGGCCUCAGUCUGCUGGUUUUUGCCUGGGAGCAUCUGGUCUACUGGAAGCUGAGGCACUGCAUCAAGCGCUCCGGCAGCAUGGACUUCCUCCUGGCUCUCAGCAGGGGCAUGUACAGCUGCUGUCAGUUUGAGGACGAGACGGCGCCAGGAAGCGGUAAGAGUUCCUUGCCGCAGUACCACACGGUGCCCACUGUGGCCCAGCAGCACCUGGUGACCGCCACAGUCAACAACACCGCCGCCAUCACGAUGGUGCAGCAGCAGCAGCAGCCGCCACCUGCGCCCAAGCACGUCCCGAAGCAGCCACAGGGGCAGACGUACACCACCAUGCUGCCAGGAUCGCCGCCACCCGCGAGACAUUCGGCCAUGGCGCUGGGACCUUCUAACAGCCCCCUCUUUGAAGGCCCCAUGCCCUGCUCCACCUUCCUGCCUCGCCAUGACCGCAGACUGGCCGUGGUGGAUCGCUGGAACCGGCCCAAGCCGGAGAAGGUCCUGAGUGGCAGCAGUGGUGCGAGCCUGGGUAUCGGGGGUAUCGCGGGAGGCAUCACCGAACUCCAGGCCCAGCAACAAUACCAGCAGAACCUGGGACAACAUUGGAAACUGCAAGGAGCAGGUGACAACGGGCUUGAUGAGUACAAGCGGUACUAUGGUCCUAUCGAUCCGGAGGGGCUCGGCGCUAAUUCGGAGCAGCAGGUUGGGGUCAGCCAGCAGACUCCCAAAGCUAAUCCCAGAGGUCCUAAAGCCACCGGAAUGUUGAGGCCCCCUCCCAAAGACCCCGGACCCUUAAUCAGUAAGCCACCACCCCCACUGCCCUCCUCGCCACGAAGGCCUCCCUUCUGGCGGCGUGGGAGUCUUGCUCAGGUGAGGAGAAAGAGCUCAGGGGGUCCUCUGUAUGAGAACAUCCUGCCUCUGGGGAGAAGAGGUGGUGGCAGGUACGGAGCAAGUGAUCUCAUGGGAAGGAGGGCCCGCCAUCCUCCCGCACUUCCCCCUCUGCCGGUCCCCCUUUCUUCCCCUACGCAUACCCCAACCACUCCCUCCUCUCCAUGCCGCUUCUACUCCACCUGCUCCAGCAUCUCAUCAUCUUCCUCUUCCUCCACGUCUUCAUCCUCGUCUUCAUCCUCCGUCUCUGUCUCCCGCUCCAAUUCUCCGUCUUCUUGCUCCAGCGACAGCUCCUACAACUCCUCCUUAAGUUUCCGCUAUCGCGCCGGGGACCGUGAAUUUACCGCGGAGGAUGAUUAUGACUCUGAUCUGCUGACGGAAGAGUCCAGUCUUCUCCUGGGCUCGCGCCGGAAGAUUCGCUCCCGGCGCAUGUCGUCGCGCUCGCUGCCAUGUAGCCCGCCGCCGCCCAUCCCGCCGCGCAAGCCACGUCCGCUGAGAGACUACAGGCGAGAGCGGAGAAGUAGCCAGCUGGCACAGUUACAGGAGUGGUGGGCAUCGUGGGGUGACAGAGAAAGGGGCACGUCUGGGACAACCAUCCUUGGCGAUGUGAGUGGGGUAAGAGAAGACAAAAGGCAGCGCAAGGAGAGGGAACGCGAAAACAAGAGGCGGAAGGGAAGAAAGAAAAAGAAGCGGGAGGAAAGAGAGCGCGAGAGGGAGCGGAAGCGACGCAAAGCCAAGAAGAAAAAGAAAGAUGAAAAGGUGAGGAAGAAGGAGCGAAAGAAGUCGGAGCAGGAGGAAAGAGACCCUGAGAAGCGAGAGGAGGCCAAACCUGGAACGCCGGACUACCCAUCAUACCUUCACCUGCGGAGGGAAUCAUUCACCAAAAAGAGUGAGAGCUCCAUUCGGAGCUAUGGGUGGAACAUCCCAGUUGAGGACGACAGGAAGGACAGAGAAGGAAAAGAGCGAGAGGACGGCGAGGACAGCCGAGGGAAAGAAAGGCAGCACAGACGCAGGAACAGCACACACUAUCGGCCUUCCAGCACCAAGCCAUCCACAUCUGUCAAGUUUUGGGCGGGCAACCUCUCGUCCGACACCAUCCCGUCGGCCUUCCUGCCCCUGUUGCCCGUUGCUUCAAAAAGGAGGAAGACCAAAAGCUCAGACAGGGACGUUGUUGGGAUAGAAGGAGAAAGAAAACCGCUACUGGGUCGGAACGGGAGAGGGGAAAUGUCCUCCAAGGAAGGUUUACCCUACCAUGAAUGGGAAUCCGACCUGGAGGAAGACGAGUCCGAGCAAGAGCGAAGGAAAGGCGAUCACGCGAAGAGGCAAGGCAGGACCAUCUCCGAUGAAGACCGAGACCGGGAUAAGGUUGUCGGGAUAUAUUCGGAUGACGAGGGCUCUUCGGGAGAGUUUGGGAAGUUUGAGAGGUACUGGGACGAUCAUGACAGCAGAGCAGUGGGUGGGAUUGGAGGAGGGGGCUGGUUUUUUAGUACCUACCCCUCCAGGGACAAAGCAGGUAGCAUCAACAGCAGAGAUGACUUGUUCCUGGAACGAGGGGAGAGGUGGGGCACCGGAGAAAGCGGGUGGGGUUGGGGGUCAGGAUCACACUGGCCACCGUCUCCGCUCACGCCACCUCCACCUCGACGCUACUGGUCAGUGGACAAGCUGAACAUUCAGGAUGAGAAGACGACAAGGCGCAGGUCCAAGGACAAAGUGAGAGGACGGGUGGCUUGUUCUUCCUGCCACUCCCCUCAACACCAUCCACACUCUCACACUUCCAAGUGGGCCCGCGUCACCUCACGCAGCCAAGAAGAGCUUUACCGCCACUGCCAGAGUUUCGGCAGCACCCCGAAACCCAAACACGACGCCUUGUCGUCCUCCAAGCCGGAUCGCUCUCAGAACCCCUCCAAAUGUGGAAGUCAGUCAAACCUGAGCAUCCAGCAACGAAUACAGAGAUCGGAGAGAGUCAGACUUCCUUCCCCGCCGACCACCCUCGUUCCCAACUUGCCGGCUCCCCUUCCCGCCCUUCCGGCUCCUCCAUCCUCGGUUCACCCCAUCCGCGCUCCUCUGCUGACCUCCUCCUCCUCCGUGUCCUCGCCCUCCGUGGUAUCGUCCACCCCGGGCGCCCCGCAGCCUUCCUCUGUGGCUUCGGCAAGUGCCAAACUGCAGUACCAGAGGCUCCGCUCUGUUCCUCCACCCCAGAGGUUUCCUCCGUCUCCUCACGUGCCCCUCAAGACCAAGGCCCUCUGCUCUCGGAGGGGCUCGGCCCAUUUCUCCAGCGUGGAGAGUGAGGUCUGACGCCUGAGGCGAUCUCCAUCACGAUCCUCCUUCCGGCCAACGUGGCCAUUCGGUUUCCACACAGAGUCCUUUUCCCUGACGCUCAGCACAAAGCGACCACGCAGCGCAACAAACCUGACACAAGUCGUUUGGAGGAAAACAGGAGCCGAUUCGCUUCUUCCCACAGCAACGUUUAGCAUCAGAAGUGGGGCGAUCAGUCUUCGGGGCUGAAGGGCACUCCUUUGCUAGGGCCGGUAAAGGGCUUUGAGAGACGGAGCAAGGGAAUCAUUUGUAUUCAAUGUGCGUUCUGAGGGCUCAGGAACUUUGUCAUAUACCUGCUGCUCCUGCAAGCCUUGAGCAGUCCUUGACACUCUUGUUCUUUUCCCCCCUUCUACGAAUGGCUUACCCCCACUUUGCUUUCCCCACAAGAACUGUUUACAUUCCCGCAAAUCUGUGAUGCCAGGAAGGGGCACCUUCCUCCCGUAUGAUCAAAACCGUUCGUUUGGCGUGAGACGAGGCGAUCGUGUCAUCUCACAUUUUCAGUUUGUGUUGUCCUGCCGCAAGAACCUUCUCUAGCUUUCCUUCUCUCCGCGCUGUGCUUCUCGUAUCUCUGUGCUUUUCUGU